CACUCAACUUCGCAACCUCUUUGGAAGCAGAGAAACAUAUGUUGGGCGCCGCCAAAAACUCACCGGUCCUCCACAGACCGCAACCACUCCGCCGCCUCCUCCGCCACUUCACCACCGCCCUCAAUGCCGCCCCUCCAAACGGCGUCGUCCCGACAAAAGAUAACUACUUCUCAGCCAUCCAUCACAUCUCCAACAUCGUCCGUCGCGACCACUACCUGGAGCGGACACUCAACAAGCUCCGAAUCGCCGUCGACUCGGACCUCGUCUACCGCGUCCUCCGCGCCUGCUCCGCCCACGGCACCGAGUCGCUCCGAUUCUUCAACUGGGCCCGGACCCACCACCCCACCUACCACCCCACGACCCUAGAGCUCGAAGAACUCGCCAAGAUCCUCGCUCGCGCCAAAAAGUACGAAUCGAUGUGGAAGCUUAUCGAAUCGAUGCAGACCCACCACGGAUUAACCAUCUCGGAAGAAACCCUCUGCUUCGUAAUCGAAGAGUACGGCCGCCACGGCCUGGUGGAUCAGGCGGUGGAGCUUUUCAAUCGGGCGCCGAAGACCUUCCGGUGCUCCCAAACCGCCGGAGUUUACAACGCUCUGCUGUUCGCGCUCUGCGAAGGGAAGCUCUUUCAUGGGGCUUAUGCUCUGGUGAGGAGGAUGAUCCGAAAAGGGGUUGUUCCGGAUAAGAAGACGUAUUCCAUUUUGGUGAAUGCUUGGUGCUCCAAUGGGAAAAUGCGGGAGGCCCAAUUGUUCUUGGAGGAGAUGAGCAGCAAAGGGUUCAAUCCGCCGGUUCGCGGCCGCGAUCUUCUCGUCGAAGGGCUGCUCAAUGCUGGCUACGUCGAGGCUGCAAAAGGGAUGGUAAGGAAGAUGGUGAAGGAAGGAUUUGUGCCUGAUGUUUCUACUUUCAAUGCAUUGAUGGAGGCUAUCUGUAAAUGUGGGGAGGUUGAUUUUUGCAUUGAUUUGUAUUGGGAAGCAAAUGGUUUGGGGCUCUGUCCUGAUAUCAACACUUACAAGGUGUUGAUUCCGGCGGUCUCGAAGGUGGGGAGGAUCGAUGAUGCUUUUCGGCUUCUGCAUAACUCGAUCGAAGAGGGGCAUAAGCCGUUUCCGAGCUUGUAUGCUUCUAUAAUUAAGGGAAUGUGCAGGAGGGGGCAGUUUGAUGAUGCAUUUUGUUUCUUUAGUGAGAUGAAGGUUAAGGGGCAUCCUCCCAACAGGCCGGUGUAUACCAUGUUGAUAACCAUGGCUGGACGCGGAGGGCGGUUUGUUGACGCUGCGAAUUACUUGGUGGAAAUGACUGAGAUGGGGUUGAUGCCGAUUUCGCGGUGCUUUGAUUUCGUUACUGAUGGAUUGAAGAACUGUGGGAAGCAUGAUAUGGCUAAGAGGAUUGAACAAUUGGAAGUUUCUCUCCGCGGCGCGUGAUGCGUCGAUGGAGCGUUGAAGAUGACGGAUUUUGGCAGUUUUGAGGAUCUAGUGGCUAUGUGCAUUGUGCGUUGCCGGUUGUGCUCAAGGAGAAGGAUGAGGCCCCCUGCUUCCCGGGGUACGAUGAACAGAGUGCAUGGAAGAAACAAUGGCCUUUCUGGUACUGGUGUACACAAUGAACAGAGCGCGUAGCACGCCAACAGUUUACAGAAAAAUUGACUCGCGGAGGUUGAACAUUGCUACAAUUUGUAAACAAAGUAUGAGAUUGUGAUGUGAUCCAUAAGUUGUGUGUAAUUUAGACGACAAAUUAUUA
Malus domestica (apple) is the source of this 1725-nucleotide messenger RNA. RefSeq names its product pentatricopeptide repeat-containing protein At5g18390, mitochondrial. NCBI's taxonomy places the organism in Eukaryota, Viridiplantae, Streptophyta, Magnoliopsida, Rosales, Rosaceae. Gene Ontology annotation, molecular function: protein binding. The record is from RefSeq and is a predicted model, not a curated record. Gene Ontology annotation, biological process: RNA splicing.